Mesitornis unicolor (brown roatelo) is the source of this 1016-nucleotide messenger RNA. RefSeq names its product THO complex 3 (gene THOC3). Lineage: Eukaryota; Metazoa; Chordata; Aves; Mesitornithiformes; Mesitornithidae. The coding region runs from base 1 to 810 and encodes 269 amino acids. The record is from RefSeq and is a predicted model, not a curated record. Gene Ontology annotation, cellular component: THO complex part of transcription export complex. Gene Ontology annotation, biological process: mRNA export from nucleus. Gene Ontology annotation, molecular function: protein binding. The transcript has 5 exons.
AUGGCUGCACUGUUCCUCCAGGUGAAGGAGAACAACUACCGGGGCCAUGGGGACAGCGUGGAUCAGCUCUGCUGGCACCCCAGCAACCCUGACCUCUUCGUCACAGCAUCGGGGGACAAAACCAUCCGCAUCUGGGAUGUCCGCACUACCAAGUGCAUCGCCACUGUCAAUACCAAAGGGGAGAACAUCAACAUCUGUUGGAGCCCCGAUGGACAGACCAUUGCAGUGGGCAACAAGGAUGACGUGGUCACUUUCAUUGAUGCCAAGACACAUCGCUCCAAAGCUGAGGAACAGUUCAAGUUCGAGGUGAAUGAGAUCUCCUGGAACAACGAUAACAACAUGUUCUUCCUCACUAACGGGAAUGGCUGCAUCAACAUCCUCAGCUACCCGGAGCUGAAGCCCAUUCAGUCCAUCAACGCCCAUCCUUCAAACUGCAUCUGCAUCAAGUUCGACCCCAUGGGCAAGUACUUUGCCACAGGCAGUGCUGACGCGUUGGUCAGCCUCUGGGACGUGGAUGAACUGGUGUGUGUGAGGUGCUUCUCAAGGCUUGAUUGGCCCGUGCGAACACUGAGCUUCAGCCACGAUGGGAAGAUGCUGGCAUCGGCGUCAGAAGAUCACUUCAUUGACAUUGCAGAGGUGGAGACAGGAGAGAAGCUCUGGGAAGUGCAGUGCGAGUCCCCCACCUUCACAGUGGCCUGGCACCCGAAGAGGCCGCUGCUGGCCUUCGCCUGUGACGACAAAGAUGGCAAAUAUGACAGCAGCCGGGAGGCAGGCACCGUCAAGCUCUUUGGGCUCCCUAAUGACUCCUAAUGAGGCCACACCCGGGGAAGCAAUUCCCUCCCGUGCGCCUGGGGGUGGGAGAGCUCUGUUAGCGUAGGCUGGGGUAAGGAGAUUUUCCUUCCUCGCCUGCUUGGCAGCACUGUGACCUUUGGCUCGGCUCUCAGUGUGUCGCUCUUGGGGGCGUUUGUAAAAAAGCAGCUUGUGUGCUGGGGAGGACGGGGGGUGCUAGCAGAGCC